CGCCGCACGAGCAGCGUUUUCACCAAUAAUUUUUGUUUUCUGUGGCUAGUUACAAUGGGACGCAAAGGAAACUUUGAGGAGAAACCCAAGCGAGGUCCUGGCCGUAAGGCUCGCAAACAACAGGAGCCAGUUUUCAAAUUUAUAAAAGAGGAUGACGAUGAUAGAAAAUUGUCCCACCAUCAAAAGAAACGGGCGAUAAAACGCGAACAGAAGCAAGUAAAAAAGCAGCAGGCAGAGGAAAAGAAAGCCAACGCUCAGAAAGCGAAGGCAUCGCUUGCAGUUCAGAAAACCGGUGAAAGUGACACGAUCAAUCCGGCUAAAAUUUUCGAUUUAGAAAAGAGUCGCCAAAAGUACAAACAACUUGGACGUAAGGCUGGCCAACCGGCUCCUAUCGCUACGAAUGGGCUGAAGAAUGGUGCGGCCAAAAAAGGGCGCAAUCUGUUCGACAGUGACAAUGAGGAUGACGACGCAGCGCCGAAAGCGAAGAAGGUCGCUGGCGGGGUCGUUAAAAAGAACGACAUGAAGAAAUUCCUCCAACAGGGCGACUCCGAUGAGGACGAUUCGGAUGAAGAGGAAAUGACCAGCGAAGAAGAGGAGGAGGAAGACGGAGAAUCAGAUGAUGAAGGUGGAGAGGAGGAAGAAGUUGAGGAUGCGGAGGAGGACGAUGAUGAUGAGGAUGAGGACGAUGACGAUGACGAUGACGAAGAAGGUGACGAAGAAGAUGCAGACAUGUUACCCAUUGAAGCAGCAAACAAGAAGCUGAAGAAACGGAUGGAGCGCGAGCAAAAGUUGGCCGAUGAAGAAAUGGCAGAAUCUACGGCGAAUCGAGAACGGUUCGAGUUCCCAUCGGAGGAGGAGAUGGCUCAAACCACAAGCCUGCAGGAUGUGAACAUCCGCAUCCGGGACGUCAUCGGUGUGCUGUCGGAUUUCGCGGCCAAUCGCGAUCCCAACCGCUCCCGUUGCGAUUACAUGGAUCUGCUGCUUAAAGAUCUGUGUCUGUACUACUCGUACAAUGAGUACUUCAUGGGCUUGCUGAUGGAACUGUUCUCCCCGAACGAACUGCUCGAGUUCCUCGAAGCGUCCGAAGUGCAGCGUCCGCUUACAAUCCGUACCAAUAGCUUGAAAACGCGUCGGCGCGAUCUUGCACAGGCAUUGAUCAACCGUGGCAUCAAUCUGGAUCCGAUUGGUAAGUGGUCCAAGGAUGGGCUGGUCGUCUAUUCGUCGCAGGUACCGCUCGGGGCGACACCGGAAUACCUCGCCGGACACUACAUGCUGCAGGGCGGUUCCAGUAUGCUGCCCGUUAUGGCACUCGCCCCAGAGGAAAAUGAGCGCAUUUUGGAUAUGUGUGCGGCUCCGGGUGGCAAAAGUUCCCACAUCGCCGCCCUGAUGAAGAACACGGGCGUGCUGUUCGUGAACGACUCGAACAAAGAUCGCCUGCACGCGGUACUGGGCAACUUUCACCGGCUCGGCAUACAGAAUGCCGUCGUUACGAACAUUGACGGUACCAAGUAUCCCGAUGUGAUUAAGGGUUUCGAUCGAGUGCUACUCGAUGCACCCUGCAGCGGCUCGGGCGUCAUCUCGAAGGAUCCGAGUGUGAAAACCACCAAGACGGAAACGGACGUACAGAGGUGUUACAAUCUGCAGCGACGCUUAAUCCUGGCUGCGAUCGACUGCCUUUCGGCUGAAUCGGAGACAGGAGGCUAUCUGGUUUACUCCACCUGCUCCGUGCUGCCCCAGGAGAACGAAUGGGUUAUCGACUAUGCGCUACAGAAGCGCAACGUGCGACUCGUCUCGAUUGGCAUCGACUUCGGUGUCGAGGGUUUGACCAGCUACGAUGGUCGACGAUAUCACUCGUCGAUGAAGCUAACGCGCCGUUUCUAUCCCCACACGCACAACAUGGACGGGUUCUUCGUGGCGAAGCUGCAAAAGUUCUCCGAUGGUAUUCCCAACAGCGUCGCCGAUGAGCCGGAAGAUGAAGCAGUAGAUGAGGAGGAAGUAAAGCUACCGAAAAAGAUCGACAAGCGCGACUGGUACUACAAGGACGUCGUCGAGAAGCGGAAGGCUGCCCGAGAGGAUAAGAACCACGUGGUGAAGGUAUUCCAGAAGCCCACGAAUACUAAGACGAAGAAGAAAAAGGAGAAGAAAGCGAGGGAUGAAAACAAAACAAGUGCUUCCACUGGCGAAAGCGAGCAGAACGGCAAUGCAGAGACGAAACCUUCCGGCAACAAACCGAUAACGCUGUCCAAGGCGGAGGUCAAGGUUGUGGAGGAACGAUCACGUUUCCAUCAGAAGUUGAAGCAUCUGCAGCAAAAGUUCUCCAAUGGCACCAGCAAAAGUACCUCUCCCGCGGCCAACAAGACGAGGAAGAAUGAUGCAUCGACGAAAAGUGGCAAAAAACAAGCAAACGGCGGUGGCGCAUCCAAGUCCGGCCCAGCGGGUAAACCACGUAACGAGAAGAAAGGACCAGGAGUGAAGAAGACCACGUUUAAGAAGCAGGUGGGGAAUGUAAGGAAAGCUAAGUAAAAUGUAAUGUAUAUGCAAAUAAAAGCUAUCUAUCUUUUUUAUCGUAUUCCAUUGGUCGGCAUACGAUUAGAAUAAUA
Anopheles coustani is the source of this 2600-nucleotide messenger RNA. RefSeq lists its product as uncharacterized. Gene Ontology annotation, biological process: maturation of LSU-rRNA; rRNA base methylation. Gene Ontology annotation, cellular component: nucleolus. NCBI's taxonomy places the organism in Eukaryota, Metazoa, Arthropoda, Insecta, Diptera, Culicidae. The record is from RefSeq and is a predicted model, not a curated record. The transcript is spliced from 2 exons. The coding region runs from base 55 to 2523 and encodes 822 amino acids. Gene Ontology annotation, molecular function: RNA binding; rRNA (cytosine-C5-)-methyltransferase activity.